CCAAGGGUAGUCUGCAGGGAUAAUGGCUCAUGCAUUGUUAACAAUAGUUUGGAAUUUCUUACAAAUGUAGAAGAUCAAGACAAUGGAUUUUGGAUUGGAUUUGCCAAAACAUGGAUUAGUUUUGCUUAUGUUGGAUGUGAGAAAUUAAAUGGUGGUGCCGAGUAUUCUGUUUCAACUCUGGGCGAAUGUAGACGUACAAAAGGAUGCAAAACAUUCGGUAUUCAAAAAUCAACAGCGGGUUUGCGAUGUAAAUGUGCCGGUAAUAACGCCGCGCGGGAGAAGACGUGUAAAGAAAAUGUGAAGAAGCUUUUCAAUAUCCAUGUGGUGACACAACUGACAUGGACGUGUUCUCAAUGUACACAGUAGAAAAUGUUCCUCCUAGCGAACAUUCACAAGACAUUCACAGAAACUGCCUACUGUUCUUCUAUAAUUACAGUCCUGGAUAUAAUUAUUAUUGGAAUUCAUGCAGUGCCACUUUUAAUUCCAACCCAGCGCUAUUAUGCAGCAACAAAUAUAUUUCAGAAGAUAAUCCGGUGGCGAAAAUACACAAUCGAUCUGAUGUUAUUUGGGCCCAGGCUGUUGAAAACUGCAUCGUUGCAAGAAAAUUCCCUGCAUCGAUACAAAGUAUCGAAAAUGGGAAUUUUACAAACCAGCACGAGCAGGACCACUGGACAGGAAUAAUUAGAAAAGAAUCUAUUAUAUCUUUGAACGAUAUGCUUGACAAAAGCACCAAUCCACCUUUGAAGUAUGCAUAUGUGGAGCUUAUAAACCGGACUUCGUACGUCAGAUUUGCUCACGAAGGUGAAUCGAGAAAAAGCUUGUGCAUAGGAGAUGGCCCAUCGACAGGACCCACGAUAUCGACACGAGAGACACACUCAUCUUAUUCGGAAUCAACCACGGCACCAGCCAAGAGUAAAAAAGGAUCAACGGCAGGUCUUGCUGUUGGUUUGUCCGUAUCUAUGGCAUUGCUGAUUAUUGUGACGAUCAUUGUGCUUAUGUUCUUGAAAAGAAAGGGACUUCCAAAAAGGUGUUACACACGCAAUGGUGAAAAGGGCAACCAUAACGAAGACACAAAAACAGAAAUAUCAUUUGUGCCAGCACCGAUACUUGAAUCUUCGACAUACACAAUGAAUUACCUAACAGCCUCAAAUCAUUCUUAUUUUGUGCUUGAAAAAACUUAUAAGAGAGAGACCAGGGAGGAGACCGAAGACUAUGGAGAGCCAGAUACGACCGAUGUUGACCAUUAUGAUUCAAUUGGAAUGUCGCAGAAUGAUACUUUUAAUAAUUACGACAUGUCUGCAUUGGCUGAGCCUUAUAACAUUUAUAACAAAGUCGAUUUAUAUCAAUCUGAUGAGUACGAUCAUAUUCAUCAAAACGGAAAACCGCCAAAGUCGGACAGACAAACUGAAAAUGAAUACGAUAUAUCCAAUAACCUGAUCGACGGCAAACUCAGUUAUAAAUUCGGAAAUGACAGUGAAACAUACAACCAUUUGAACAUACAUGACAUGAAGAGCUCCGGUACAGAUAACGUCUAUGGAAAGACAGAAACAGAUGGCGAUAGUGGAUAUGAUACCUCCCAUGCUCUAAACCUUCGCAGGAAUAAAGAUGCAAAUGAUCAGCAAGCUGAUUAUGCCGUGAUAAAAAAAGAUCUGGUAGAAUAAAAGUGCCAACAACAGGACAUAUACGAACGUGAUCUGAUCAUUUAAUUUAAUCAUAUUCCAUGACAUACGAAAGAAAUCUACGUUGCAUGCAGCGAUUGUCAACUUAACCAUGACACAUCUUCCGAUCAAUCCUAUUCUUGUUUAUUUGCCAAAUAUGUAACUAAUGUUUGCAAACUAUGCUCAUCGGUGAAGCAACACAUGAUCGUAAUUCCAUUUUAAGACCGUCAAUUUAUAUCGCUCCAACGACAGCUUCGGGCAUUCAGUUUUAACUAUUCAAAGAGUUUCGUUAUUUAUCUUGUGGAUUUUGCGAUCAUUUUUAACGAUUUAAUUAUUCGCCUUAAGUGAAACCCUACGCAACAUUUUCAUGUAUGGACACCUUAUGUGAUAAUGAGCCCGCCUCUUUAAUUGUAAGUUCCGCGUUAUACGUAAUACGCCAAAUCUCUGAUGGCAGCAGUAGGUGUUUUUUUUGAAGUGUGAAGUUGAUUUACAGGCCGUGUUUGUUGCACUUAAUUCAAAGUUUACUUACAAGUUUAUUUGUAAAGAUUAGUAUAUCGUUACAUAAUUAAUUUAAGUGCUUAACCAUUCUAUUCAAUUUUUCAUUUGUGUUUUUUAUCAUAUUGUGUACGUUUGGUGUGUUAAAAUAGUUGUUCCUUAAAGCAUUUAAAGUGGAGUAUUUCCAGUCGACCUUAAAACAACUAUCGGCCAAUCGCAAUCUAUUGAGAACCUAUCUUCAUAAAUUUUACAUCUUACAUUAUCUCCAAUCUGGUUUUCGUCAGAAUCACAAAUGUCAAACAACUCUUAUACGAUUAGUUGAUUCUUGGUUGAAAGAUAUUGAUUCUCGUUAAAUUGUUGGAACUGUUUUUCUAGAUUUUCGUAAAGCUUUCGAUUUGUUGGAUCACGGUAUUCUUCUACAUAACUUGAAACUAUAUCAUUUCUCUGUUUCCAGCCUUAAGCUUAUAACCUCAUACUUACUUAUGCGUCGCCAAUGCGUAAAAGUAGGAGAUUUGUUAAAAGUGGUGACCCACAAGGCCCCAUUCUAGGACCUCUUCUCUGUUCGAUUUACAUCAAUGAUAUAUAGUUUCACUCAAUAAUUCCUGUAUUGACCUAUUCACGUAUGAUUCCACUAUGCACACAUCUGGUUUUAGAGUGAAAGAUAUUCAAAAAACAUUGCAGAAUGAUUUGGAUUCAGUAGUUUCUUCUACUUUCUACUUUAAUAAUAACAUGUAAAUUCAUUCAGGAAAAUCAAGACUAACUAUGAUAAGAAGUUAUUUACUUAUUUUGCUAAAUCCGUAUGAAAUUCUAUACCGAUUUUUAAAACACAAUUAAAAGAAAACACAUUAUGACAAAUCAAAGAUUUUAGUGAAUGACUGUCUGUUAAAAUUGUUUAUUUAAAUGCGAUUUUUUUUAAAUUUGAACAUUGUAUAUGUUGUGUUUGUUAUUGUUUGAAUGAGAAAUGUAUACUUAUACGUUUGUAGAAUGAAUUGAAGACCACAUUGUAAAAAAAAUACUAAGUAACUAAAUGUGUUAUCUUCAUGAAAUAAACGUUU
Messenger RNA from Mya arenaria, 3208 nucleotides. RefSeq lists its product as uncharacterized. Lineage: Eukaryota; Metazoa; Mollusca; Bivalvia; Myida; Myidae. The record is from RefSeq and is a predicted model, not a curated record. The transcript is spliced from 9 exons. Bases 339 to 1661 code for a protein of 440 amino acids.